AUGGGUAUAACAGGUCUGUUGCCGUUAUUGAAACCAGCUUCGCGUGAUGCUAAUAUAACAGAAUUUAACGGAUGUACAGCUGCCGUUGACACCUAUUGUUGGAUAUACCGUGGAUGUUUCGGAUGUGCAGAUAAGAUUGCUCAAGGAACACCAUGCUCCGGUUACGUACGCUACGUGUCAAAAUAUGUCACUUUAUUACUACAGUCUGGUAUUAAACCAAUUAUGGUAUUUGAUGGCUCUCCGCUACCGUCAAAGAGGGGCACAGAAAUGAAACGACGAGCAGAAAAAGACAUUAAUCGGCUACGUGCUCAAGACGCUAUUAAAAGUGGCAAACAAACGGAUGCAUUAACUUUCUAUCGUCGAUCAAUUGAUGUCACAUCAGAAAUUGUAUUAGAAAUUAUUCAAGCUUUAAGAAAGAUGGGUGUUGAUUGCCUUGUUGCACCAUACGAAGCCGAUGCACAACUUGCAUAUUUAAAUUUAUCAGGAAUUGCUGAUGUAGUUAUUACUGAAGAUUCAGAUCUUGUUUUAUUUGGAUGUAAGUUGAUAUUAUACAAACUAGAUUUAAAUGGAACAGCAACAUUGAUUGAAAAAUCAAAAUUAAGUCUUGUGACAGAAUUUGAUGAUGAUAUAAAUACAUUUGAACGUUUUCGAUGGAUGUGUAUAUUAUCAGGUUGUGACUAUUUAGAGAGUUUACCAAAUGUUGGUUUAGCCAAAGCAAAGAAAUUACUACGAAUAACAAAACGAAAAGAUAUCGAUGUGAUUCUCAAGCACAUGCCAAUUAAUUUAAAAAUGAAUAAUUUAAAAGUUAGUGAAAAUUAUAUUGAAGCAUUUAAACGAGCAGAUUUGACAUUUCAAUUUCAAGUUGUAUUUGAUCCAUUGAUACGACAAUUAACUUCAUUGAAUCCAUUACCAGAUGAUAUUAAUAAAAAUGACAUAGAAUUUGCUGGACGUUAUGAUGAUAAUGAAAUUGCUUAUCAACAAGCCAUUGGCAAUUUGAAUACAAAGACAAAACAACGUAUUGAUGAUUUUGAUCCAAAACAGUGGAAUGAUUACAAGCCACCGACUACAUCGACAUCGUCAUUUUUUAUUCCUCCCUAUAUGAAAUCAAUCUGGAAAGUUGGAUAUAAAUGUCGUUCAAAACCAUUUUCUAUCAGCAGUCAAUCGUCUUCAAAAGAGUCAAUACCGAAUACACAAUUAUCAUCAUCUUUCUCUAUGACAAGUAUUAUUCAUAAGCGAAAGGCCAAAAAUAGUGAAAUACGACCAAAAAUAUCAUCAACUAUGGCAUUAAUUGAAUCAACAAGUUCAAUAUUACAAUCGUAUACAACAAAUAGGGACGAUGAAAUAAAUAAUAGUAGUCAGAUAUUAGCAACGAGUCCCAUUGCAAAACAUGUAUCAAAAUCACCAUUUGCAAUAUCAGCCAUUUCUCCUAAACUUGAAUAUCAUACAACAAUGAUAACUAAUAUUCAAGUUGUUGAAAAACAUAAUAGUUUUGAUAAAUUCGAUCGUGAUACAAAGAGUCGAUUUUUUUCAAAUAAAGAAACAUCAUUAACUAACAAUAGUGUAUUUGAUCUGAUAGAAACAAACGAUAAUAUUCUUGUGCCUGAUUCUGAAGAAGAUGAUGACAUUCCAUCAACGAGUAGAAAACGUUUAAAACAAUUUGACUUAAAUGAUGAACAAUCAACAUUAUCAUUAUUUUCAUGUCCAGAUAUUUCGUUUUCAACUCAAAAUUCAGAUAUAACAAAUGGAAUAGGUUCACAAGAAGAAAGAGGAAUUUUAAAAAAGAAAUCAUCAAAUUUAGAUGAAUUUAAGUUACGUAAACCGAAAAAGAUAAUUGAACAAACUCAAUCUGAAGAAGAAAAUAACGAACAAUCAAGUGAUUUUAAUACUACAUCAAAUGAAGCUCUUGAUCUUUCAAUUUCAACACAAAAAUCUCCGCGUAUGGUACUAAGUUAUUUCAAAACACAAUAUGAAAAACAACGUUCUCCUCGCAUGGUUCGUCCGGUUUAA
This is a messenger RNA of Didymodactylos carnosus, 2007 nucleotides long. NCBI's taxonomy places the organism in Eukaryota, Metazoa, Rotifera, Eurotatoria, Philodinida, Philodinidae. The record is from the annotation of a GenBank genome assembly.